Messenger RNA from Aspergillus wentii DTO 134E9, 1266 nucleotides. Its product is annotated as J domain-containing protein. The record is from RefSeq and is a predicted model, not a curated record. Gene Ontology annotation, cellular component: endoplasmic reticulum. The coding region runs from base 178 to 1266 and encodes 362 amino acids. The transcript is spliced from 3 exons. Lineage: Eukaryota; Fungi; Ascomycota; Eurotiomycetes; Eurotiales; Aspergillaceae. Gene Ontology annotation, molecular function: misfolded protein binding; protein-folding chaperone binding.
GCGGGGAGGAUCGGGAAGGCGGUAUGUAGGGCGGUGGGAUGCUGGGGCAGCAAGACAAGUGUCAAUCAUGGCCAGUCGUGUUGAUUAUCAUCACUUAUGCAAGUCAUAUUGUGAUAUACAGGUAUUAGUUUUGGGUGUCUACAUUAUUUCAUGGAGAGUUGAGGAUUUGGCGCUGUCAUGUCGUCCCUCCUGUCCUUUGCUGGUUGGGCAUUUCUCCCUAAUUAUGCAACCUCUAUCCUCCAGAACAUCUAUUAUGGAAUCACAAUUCGCGCAGGAGAUCCCCGGCCUCAGCCCCCAUCUCCACGGUAUGCGAAACAUCGCCGUCGCAUCUUCAUCUUUGUCGUAACGAGCUACCUCCUGUAUACGCUCUACGAAACAUUCUAUCAGGUCCGAGUCGCAGGCGACUUCUACCGUGUUCUGGGCGUCUCCCCACUGGCUGAUGACAAGGUGAUCAAGUCGCGAUUCCGACGGCUGGCAGCCCAGCAUCAUCCGGACAAAGUGGUCUCGGGCAAUGGGGUCCCAUACGCGGGGUCGGAAAACUACUUUGUAUACCUAAAGCUGGCGCAGGAUACGUUGCUGGACCCGGCCAAACGGUUUGCAUACGAUCGAUUCGGGCCAGAGAUUUUGACUUGGAAUAAUAAGAAGACGAUGCAAGAUUUCUUCUUUGCGGCGUUCCAGUCGAUCAUUCCGCAGUACCUGGCAGGAUUUACGACGGUCAUUUUUCUAAAUUUCACCUGGUGGUCUAACUGGGGCCGUUACUGGCGCUUCUUCACCUUCGCUGCUCUGAUUACACUCGAACUUGCCUUGACUACUCACCCCCUGGCGCUAUUCAUGCCCGCAUCAUAUCUUCCUCCAGCUCUGCAAAGUAUACUAGGAAUCUCCACCCAUUCGACUUUCUAUCUUCUUCCGUUCCAAAUUUUGACGCUCGCCCGACGGGCCUCUGUUACGCUGCAUAUCUUCAUCUCCCAGCUCACCCCGCCAGAAGCAACCAAGUCGUCAUCUGUCCCCGCAGCUGAGCGAAUAAACCCGCAACUUCUCCAGCGCCUGGGACAGGUGAUGCAGCUUUCAGGUGCAACUGAUUCCGAAGCCACUCGACUGUUACAACUGGGCUUUGCUCCGUUCCGUGGGGAUCGAGAGGGCGUGGCUACCUUGCGCAAGGGAAUGAAGGAGGGAUUGGUGUUGAGCAGUGUGAGGCGAAGUCCAGAAGUGCAGCAAGCUGUUGCUCAAGUUAUCCAAAGGAAAAACGAGGAAAAGAAGGCAGAUUGA